Molecule: messenger RNA, 1110 nt
Organism: Dermacentor silvarum
Lineage: Eukaryota; Metazoa; Arthropoda; Arachnida; Ixodida; Ixodidae
Product: tetraspanin-33
Exons: 4
Coding region: 1-954 (317 amino acids)
Cellular component (GO): membrane
Source: RefSeq, a predicted model, not a curated record
AUGGAAGGUCGCGUUGCAGUAUGGGAGCAGGAGGUCGACCUCGACGUCGACCCCUCGGUACGUGUCGAGUAUGCAACUGCCAUGCAUGCACUUUUGCCCUUUGGACGUCAAUCAAUCAAUCAGGUGCGCUACCCCCUGCUGCUGUUCAACCUGGCGCUGUGGUCGGUCGGUGUGCUGCUCAUGUCGGUGGCCACCGUGCUGCUGGUGAACUCGGAGUUGAACGCCGCCGACGCGGCCGCCCUCGCCAAGCUCGACCUGUCGCCCCUCGUGGUCUCGCACCUCGAGUUCGUCGUGUUCGUGGUCGGCCUGGCGCUCUUCAUCGUCACCAUCUUCGGCUGCGUCGGGGCGCUGCGCGAGAACACCGCCCUGCUCAGGAUGUACUCGUUCGUGCUCAUCGUGCUGGUGGUCGCCAGCGUGUUCGGCGGCAUCAUCGUCUUCUUCAUGCCCGGGGAAGUGCGCAGGGUGAUCAGACAGACCAUGUCGCUGUCCCUGGUGAUCGCGUACCGCGACAGCGCCGACUCUGAGCAGAUCGUGGACGCCCUGCAGAGACAACUUCACUGCUGUGGAAUGACCGACCUUAAGUUCAGGGACUGGAAUGCCAACAUGUACUUCAACUGCAGCGCGGACAACCCGAGCCACGAGCGCUGCUCGGUGCCCUACUCGUGCUGCAGGCGCAACGCGAGCAGCGCGCCUGGAAUGCAGAGCCGGCACUGCGGCCGCGGCGUGCUCAACCAGACCGACCACCAUGCGUGGCAACGCGUCUACCUCGAGAGCUGCCCCGAGGCCGCGUACCGAUACAUCAAGGAAAACGUGACCGUGAUCGGCGGAUGCUGCCUCAUCGCCGCCAUCGUCCUCUCCUUCGUCGACAUGAUCACCGGUUCAGUGAUUGGCGAAAUCGAGGCCAUCCGUAGAAUCUACGGCCGCAUGCGCAGCUCCUCCCUGCAGCAGGCCUAACCGCCUGUGCACACGUUAUUCGACCCUGCUAAGAAUCUGUUAAGGAUUGCACUCUGCACGUACUUUGGUCCUGAGCCAGCGAUCGUCUUCAUUUCAAAGUGUUAUACUCUAUAUUAUAUCAUACUUAUAAGAGCUUUAGGCCUCUCUUCAGUUGCC